Pistacia vera is the source of this 1785-nucleotide messenger RNA. RefSeq names its product probable pectinesterase/pectinesterase inhibitor 25. Bases 1 to 1704 code for a protein of 567 amino acids. The transcript has 3 exons. Gene Ontology annotation, biological process: cell wall modification. Gene Ontology annotation, molecular function: pectinesterase activity; pectinesterase inhibitor activity. NCBI's taxonomy places the organism in Eukaryota, Viridiplantae, Streptophyta, Magnoliopsida, Sapindales, Anacardiaceae. The record is from RefSeq and is a predicted model, not a curated record.
AUGAAUUCUCCAUCCAUCUCUCUUCUUCUCUUUCUCCCUCUCAUCUUCAUCUUCUCUUUCCUUCAACUCACCUCUUCACAAUCUCAAUCCCCUUCUCUCGCCUGCAAAUCCACCACCUACCCCAAGCUCUGCCGCUCCCUUCUCUCCACCUUCAACCCCUCCCCUUCCAACCCGUACAACUACGGCAAGUUCUCCAUCAAACAGUCUCUUAAGCAAGCCCAAAAACUCUCCAAAACUAUCAAACACACCCUCACCCACCAAAAACAACGCUCCAAGCUCACCCACCUCGAGCUUGGCGCCUUGGAAGACUGCUGGCAACUCAUGGACCUCAAUGUGGAUUACCUCCAGUCCAUUGGAAAUGAGCUCAAGGCUGCCGAGUCGUUGGGUGAUGAACUUGUCGACAGAGUCACGAGUUUGCUCAGUGGAAUCGUCACGAAUCAGCACACUUGUUUUGAUAGUCUCGCUGAGUCGAAGAGUGGCAUUGCUAGUGCUUUGUAUGAACCGCUCUCGAAUGUGACCCAGUUGUACAGUGUCUCGCUCGGUCUGGUGACUCACGCGUUGGACAGGAACUUGAAGAAGAACAAGAGAAGUAAAGGGUCGAAAAACCGGUUUUUGAAAAACCCGAACCCGGUUCGUGAACCGCUCGAAACUCUUAUCAAGGUUCUAAGGAAGGGGUCUUGCAUUAAGUGCCAUCAAGGAGAAAGAACUCUUGAUGAAUUAGAAAACCAAGGAAUUCUCGUCAACCAAACUGUGAUUGUCAGCCAACAUGGAACAGAUAACUUCACAACCAUUGAAGACGCCAUUGCAUUUGCUCCAAAUAACUCAAUGCCUGAAGAUGGAUACUUCAUAAUCUACGUAAAACAAGGUUACUAUGAAGAAUAUGUAGUCGUGCCCAAGUAUAAGAAGAACAUUUUUCUGAUCGGAGACGGAAUUAAUCGCACUGUCAUUACCGGAAAUCAUAGUGUCCUCGAUGGCUGGACUACUUAUAAUUCUUCAACCUUCGCUGUCUCAGGCGAGAGAUUUGUAGCGGUUGAUGUUACAUUCAGGAACACGGCUGGCCCUGCAAAACACCAGGCAGUUGCAUUGAGGAACAAUGCGGAUUUAUCCACAUUCUAUCGUUGCAGCUUCGAGGGCUAUCAAGACACUCUUUACGUCCACUCCCUCAGGCAAUUCUACAGAGAAUGCGACAUAUAUGGCACAGUUGAUUUCAUUUUCGGCAACGCAGCUGCUGUCUUCCAGAGCUGCAAUUUAUACGCCAGGAAACCGAUGGCAAAUCAGAAGAACGCGUUCACAGCUCAAGGAAGAACCGAGCCGAAUCAAAACACUGGAAUUUCAAUCCAUAACUGCACCAUUCAGGCUGCUCCGGACUUGGCAAUGGACUUGAACUCCACAUUGAGCUACCUUGGCAGACCCUGGAAAGAGUAUUCCAGGACGGUUUGCAUGCAGUCUUACAUUGGAAAUUUGAUAAGUCCUGUGGGGUGGCUUGAAUGGAAUGGAACAGUUGGACUGGAUACUUUAUAUUAUGGGGAGUUUCAGAAUUUUGGACCUGGAGCAAAAACUUCCAGGAGGGUGAAAUGGCAAGGUUAUAACUUGAUGAAUGCGUCACAGGCUUUGAAUUUUACAGUGUAUAAUUUUACAAUGGGGGAUACUUGGUUGCCUAAUACUGAUGUUCCUUUUUCCGGAGGAUUAUUAGUGUUAAAUUAAGAUUGUAAGGUAGGUAAUUAAUUACUGUAAGAGAAAAUUUUCAUUCUUUGUGUUUAAUGGUGUAGCGUAUUUGUAAUGGUU